Frankliniella occidentalis (western flower thrips) is the source of this 1766-nucleotide messenger RNA. RefSeq lists its product as uncharacterized. The coding region runs from base 486 to 1766 and encodes 426 amino acids. The transcript is spliced from 3 exons. NCBI's taxonomy places the organism in Eukaryota, Metazoa, Arthropoda, Insecta, Thysanoptera, Thripidae. The record is from RefSeq and is a predicted model, not a curated record.
CAGUAUUGGGAAGCCUCCUCGUAAGCCAUAUCAUUUAGAUUUUAUUAAGAAGCACGCUCAGGAGUGUGACUACAGUAGGCAUCGUUAUCAGUCUUUAGUCUCGGAUGUGUGCGGGCAAUACUGCGUCCUCUAUGCUCUGAAUCGGUCUCGUGGUGUGCCACUCCGAGCCUUUCUCAACAAGUUUUCAAAACGUCUUUACGACAAAAAUGACAACCUUGUGCGGCGCCUCUUUCAUCACACAUACCCAAAGUACGCUCAAAACACGGACAAGUCACCACUAGACUUUCAAAAGUGCUGCCGCCCGGCGGAAACCUAAGGACCGUCCCCCCACUCCGACCCUACGAAAUGUGGUGGGGGAAAUGUGGAGGUGGGGGGAACAGCACCACUCUGCUCUACGGCGCUGCUCCCAGACAUCAUUCUGCUCCGGACCGUCACCCACCGUAGUCGACCUGCUCCGCUGAUCACCUCUACCGCCAACCACCACCAUGACCACUGUGCAACCUGCAUUGACCGGCGCUGACGAGGGCAUCGAUGAAUGCGGAACUGGCAAGGUCCUGUGUUCGACCAAUCCUGGCCAGAAUAUUGAGCCCUGCUGGGAUGAGACCUGCCCUAAAUGCGGAAAGGAUGCGUGCAAGGAUUUGAAGAGACCUUCCUCGGAUGCUCUGGAAUCCACGCCGACGAAGAAGCUGCGGAAUAUGGAGCCCCGGAGGAUCCUACCCGUGCGUAUCGGCGACGCCGAUGGCAAAAACGAGUUUGUGAAAAACUCUGUGGCAUCGAUCCUUUCACCAACUUCUGGGGACUCGUCUGCCUCAUCCCAUUCAUUGUCUGCAUCAUCUACCUCGGAUACUUCCUCGAAACCAUUGCCACCAACUACGUCUGGCAGUACCUCAUGGACCACAGGUACGACUGACGAGCGAGACCGCUGGUACAACGACGCCACCAUGUGGUGUCACAAACUUGCCUUGGAGGGCGCCCCCGAUAACGUCAAGAAGCCGCGCUAUUCUGCCAUCCUAGAGCUCACCCUACCUCUCAACGCGUCCAAGUCUAAGCGUAUUGUAAUGGGUAUCGAUUUGGAGCGGGGCUUACUUCCAUUUGUCUCUAUUGAAAAUGCUCAGAGCAAAGGGGUUGUGCUGACCUUGAGGGAAUUUGAACUUUUGUUUGGCUUUGAGUGGAAAAUCAGUGUCAAUGCUCACAUGAAGAAUCCUUCAUAUCAGGUGCGCAACACGUACACCGAAUUCCACGAGUAUCGUUGCAGCAUGGCCGAUAGCAAGCCCGUGGUCCAAAUUUCCCCCUUGAAGGGUAAGGGAGGUUAUGUUUACCUUGGGGAGGCGACCUGGAAUGCGCUCAACAGCAUGUCGCGUCUCAUCUUUGGUUAUGUGGAAGAUCUUAGGGCGCGCAUGGAGAGCAUUCCUUGCCAAAUGUCCGUACUUUUAAGCUAUUUUCUUAAGAAGUGUGAUGAUCUGGAACUCGAUACUCUUGAUGGCAAGAUCAAUCGCAUUGCCGAUAUUUUUGACUGCUGGGUUCUCUUUUGCGAUGACUCGUACAAAUUUGUCACCUUUCACUCACUCACUCACUCACAAAUACUGCCGAUAUUUUUGACUGCUGGGUUCUCUUUUGCGAUGACUCGUACAAAUUUGUCACCUUUGGCGAGACCGAAGGCAAACAACCGUACUAUCAUGUCAUGCGAGCGGUUUGGGAGGUCGUGCACCUUUACCCACAAAGACUGGCCAGUAUGGUGCACCACCUUCAGUCUAACCGAGGCAUGA